AUGGACGCGGAGCCCGCGCCCGUGGGUAGCGCCGACGCGAUGGCGGACGGCGACGCCGGCGGGGAGGCAGAAGCAGAGGCGGAGGUGGAGGCGAGGGAGGGCGCGGGGAACGGAGAAGAAGCGGCUGGGCCCACGAGCGCGCCGCCGGGGCCGAAGCGUGCUGCGCGCUCGCGGAGGUCGCGUGCGGCACCGAGCCGGCGGCGGAACUCGAGUGCGAGCGCGUCGACGGGGACGUCGGCGUCGGUGUCGAUCGCGGUGACCACGCGCACGACGCGCAGUGCGCGCGCGGCGCGAGAGCGGGAUGCUGCGUCUGACCGCACGAGCAGCGGCGGAGAGAAGGCGCAGGCGGAAGGAGAGGUAGAGAGCGAAAGCAUGCGGGAGGACGCCGCGAGCCGCGCGCCGAGCGAGAAGGACGAUGUGCCGGCCGUCUCUGCGGAGGAGCUGGACGUGUCUACACCCAAGGCUUCUGGGGAACAGGAGAACAGGCCGAUGGUUGAAGAUGAGAAGAUGGUCGUGGCUCCCGCGGAACCACAACUGCCUCCCCCGCAGGCGCUACAACACGAAAUAAAGAUAGAAGAGAAGAAAGAAGAGAAGGAGGAGGGAGAGUUGAGCGAGGACGGGACUCCACCAGCAAUGUAA
This is a messenger RNA of Fibroporia radiculosa, 639 nucleotides long. RefSeq lists its product as uncharacterized. NCBI's taxonomy places the organism in Eukaryota, Fungi, Basidiomycota, Agaricomycetes, Polyporales, Fibroporiaceae. Bases 1 to 639 code for a protein of 212 amino acids. The transcript has a single exon. The record is from RefSeq and is a predicted model, not a curated record.